CCGUGCAGGUGGCGUGCCACGUUGUGAUUCGGCGUGCCGGGUGACCCAUUCACCCAGUCGUCUCGUCUCACAACACGUAACAAACAGCAAACAAACUCGUGAACCCCCUAACCACCCUCACCCCACCCCACGAGCCCAACUGGUCCGAACCCACCUACAACCCCAAGGCACCACCACCCUCACCCCUCUCUCCUCUCCGCCGAUGGCUUUCGAAGACGAACACACCGUCUACGGCGGCGAAGAAGACCUCGACGAAGACGACGAUGACGAGAGCGAAGACCCCCCACCUGACCUCGACGACGACGACGAAAUCGAAGACGAAGAAGAAGAAGACGACGACACUUCCUCCUCCAAUCUUGCUCCCGGUGACCCCCCUCCUCCUCCCUCCUCCGUCGCCGUCACCGUCGCCAUCGCCCCUAAACCCUCUCCCUCUACCCCCACCACCGCCACCGCCACCGCCACCGUCGCCACCGUCUCUCUCCCCGAUCCGAAGCGUCAACGCAUCGACGACGUCACGAUCGCCGCCGUAUUCGAAGAGAAGAAGCCUCUGGCGGUGUUGGACGAUUCGCGGAGGCUGUUUCAACGGCUUUGGACUGAUGAGGACGAGAUCGAGCUUUUGCAAGGGUUUCUGGACUACACGAAUCAGCGAGGGGGAGGGAAUUCGUCUCACCAUCAUGAUACUACGGCGUUCUAUGAUCAGAUCAAGAGCAAGUUACAGCUCGAAUUUAACAAGAAUCAGUUGGUGGAGAAGCUGAGGAGGUUGAAGAAGAAGUACCGGAAUGUUUUGAGUAAGAUCGGUUCGGGAAAAGAGUAUGUAUUCAAGAGUCCUCACGAUCAGGCUACUUUCGAGAUCUCUAAGAAGAUCUGGAGCUCCGCCGCCGAUCGCGGCGGAGCCGGUGGUGGCGCCGGAGAAGAAGGCGGAUUGGAAGAUGAUGAAUCAAACCCUAACCCUAACCCUAAUGCUAAUCCUAAUUUAUUUGAUCACAAUAGUAACGGUGUUGUUGAUCCUAAUAGUUCAGAGAAGAAAGGGUCGAGGUCAAGAAAACGAUCGAGAGUGAAAAUUGAGGAAAAACACCAAUUCAUCAAUCAACAACAGCCUCAACAACAGAACGCAACUCCGAUUGCUGCUGCAACUGCGACUUCGAUUCCGAACUUGAUUGAGGAGACAGUGAGGAGCUGUCUAUCCCCAUUGUUCAAGGAGUUGCUUCACAAUGCCAUGAAUGGGGCGGGUGGUUCGCGGGGGUUCGGAGCUGUGGCGGCAUUGAAUCCAAUGCCUUUGAGCUUCGGGAGCCCUGCGCCGUUGAAUUUUCCAGGCGGUGAUUCGAUGGAUGAGAAGUGGAGGAAGCAACAGAUAUUGGAAUUGGAGGUGUAUUCAAAGCGGUUAGAAUUGGUGCAAGAUCAGAUUAAAUCGGCAUUGGAGGAGCUAAGGUCGAUUUGAAGUUGAACUGGAUUUGAGUGGCUGUAAUUGAUGGUCGGCUUGGAGGGUAGUUGCUUGACCCAAAAAAAGGUGACUGUCAACUGUUUUUCACUCUUUUCAGUGUAGUUUGGCAUUUUGUUGGCUUGUCUCAGAAAAGAGACUGCAGUAACUCAACGCCUUGUAAAAUUUCUUAAGUUUCCUUGUAGUUAGCUUUAUUGUUUAGUUUAAGGUUGUCUGAGCCGGGGUUCUUCCUGUGAUUUAGGUCUAGAAAAGGUUGUAAAUUUAUCUUAUGUAUCAACUGGGUAUAGGAAUUUAUGCAAGAUUAUCAUGCUUGUAAUCUUACUUAUCAACUUUUUUUUUUUUGUUCUAAAAGCAUGUUGCUUGUAAUAUUGAGAACUAUAUAAUUGUAUAGUGGAAAAAGGCUUAGAAAAAGUGUGACGUAUUGAAGGAAUUAAAAUCAGUAACAGGCACUGGAAUACCUUUGAAGAUAGUCCAACUGAUUUAAUAAAAAACUAAAUUAAAAUUUGAUAUAGAAGCCAAAAAAGAAAAAAAAA
This is a messenger RNA of Camellia sinensis, 1971 nucleotides long. Its product is annotated as putative transcription factor At5g28040. Gene Ontology annotation, biological process: regulation of DNA-templated transcription. The record is from RefSeq and is a predicted model, not a curated record. Gene Ontology annotation, cellular component: nucleus. NCBI's taxonomy places the organism in Eukaryota, Viridiplantae, Streptophyta, Magnoliopsida, Ericales, Theaceae.